AUGAGCGAAGCAGCAAUCCUCGCGGAGGCGAUUGAGAAGGGCUCGACCUUCGAUGAAAAGCUUGUCACACAGCACGCGAAUUGGGUCCAGAGCAUGUCGUUCUCGCCCACAGCGCGGUCGCUGCUCACAGGCUCGAACGACGGCUCCGUUCGAGUGAGUGACCCUCGAACGGGUGAGAAUCGGCUUGAGCUUCGGGGCGACUUUGGUGGUCAGGUGUACGCGUCGCUCGUAACGCCGACUUCAGACGCAGUGGUCGUGGCCUGUGGUGACGGCAAGAUUUACGUCUACGACACCGAGACGGUCAAGGGCCCCCAGAAAGAGGUGCGUCUGGCGGCGCGCCUGCGUCGGACGAUGGAGGCGCACGGAUCGAAUGCGGUGCUCUCGCUGGCGAUAACGAAAGACGGAAGCACCCUCGUAUCGGGGUCGGUCGGUCGCGAUAUCGUGAAACAUGACAUGAAGAGCGGCGAGGAGCUCGGACGGUUUGUAGGACACGAGGGCUACGUGUAUUCUCUCGCGAUUUCAAGGGAUAAUACGCUGCUUGCUUCUGGAUCUGGUGAUGAAACCGUGCGGGUAUGGAAUAUGAAGGAAUGCACCUGUAUCCACACGCUUACGGAGCAUAUUGGUUGGGUAUGGGGCGUUGAUUUCCACCCCAAGCGAGAUAUUUUGGCCUCUGGUUCGAAUGACCGGACGAUUUGUCUGUGGAAUCCUCAGACUGGAGAGCUGCUCCAAAAGAUCGAAACGUUCGAACACGUUUACUGCUUGCAGUUCGCACCAAUCACGGGCCGGUUUCUGCUCUGCGGAACCAGCGGAGAGAAACCACUACGUAUUUAUGAUAUGGAGAAAAACUAUGCCGAGUAUUUGAUCAACAACACGAAGCAAGGGGGUCGAGUGUUCGCUGUCGCAUUCGCCGCCUCUGAAUCUGCAUUCGCAGCCGGCUCCGAGGACGGCAACGUCGUGCUCUACCAACCCAAAAUGCCGAGCGACAGCGCCAGUACGACGCGUCGCAGCGCGGCCGCUGCACGCCCGGCGGCCGAGCCCAGCCCAGUGGAAGAUGCCGGUGCUGCUCGUGCGCCAAGCACGAAACGCACUGGCGGACGUCGCUCAAACUUUUGUAGCUGUUUUGGUGGUGGUGGUGGUGGUGGUGAUGGUGGUUCCAGCCGCCGCUAA
Molecule: messenger RNA, 1167 nt
Organism: Cyanidioschyzon merolae strain 10D
Lineage: Eukaryota; Rhodophyta; Bangiophyceae; Cyanidiales; Cyanidiaceae
Exons: 1
Coding region: 1-1167 (388 amino acids)
Molecular function (GO): protein binding
Source: RefSeq, a predicted model, not a curated record